Molecule: messenger RNA, 1678 nt
Organism: Cyprinodon tularosa
Lineage: Eukaryota; Metazoa; Chordata; Actinopteri; Cyprinodontiformes; Cyprinodontidae
Gene: tspan2a
Product: tetraspanin 2a
Exons: 8
Coding region: 140-772 (210 amino acids)
Cellular component (GO): membrane
Source: RefSeq, a predicted model, not a curated record
CCUGAGCAGCUUGUGCGCAUGUUUUCAUAGACUAACGGGGCAGGUCUUCAUCGCUGCAUGGACUGAUGCUCAUUUGGAAGAAUCGACGGUUCGAAAAAUAGAAUCCAAACCAGAAAAAGGGCAUAAAGCAGAGGACAUCAUGGGGAAAGUGCAGGGCGGGAUGAAAUGUGUGAAAUAUCUGCUCUUCGGCUUCAACUUCAUCUUCUGGUUGUCGGGCCUGUUGGUGUUGACGGUGGGACUGUGGCUAAGGUUUGACUCCGCAAAGUUCCCGCCGGGCGAUGGGGCUCCUGAGACCUUCUUCAUUGCUGUUUACAUCCUUCUUGGAGCAGGAGGCCUGAUGAUAGUCGUAGGGUUCUUUGGUUGUUUUGGAGCGGUUCGGGAGUCCCAGUGUCUUCUUGCAUCGUUUUUUGCCUGCCUUCUGAUCAUCUUUGGAGCAGUGAUCACUGCUGGUGUGUUUGGAUUUGUGAACAAGGAUAAGAUUGCUGAAGAUGUCCACAGGUUUUACAGUGACUCCAUUGACAGUACCAACCCUAAUAUAACUCUCAUAGUGGAUAUUUACGAGAAAGCACUGAAUUGCUGUGCAUCCACUGUUAUAGAACCAUGCGAUGAACGUACAGUCAUGGACUGUGGUGUUGCAAUAGAAAUCUUCUUUGAAGAAAAGCUGCACAUCAUCGGAUUUGUAGGGAUUGGCAUUGCUGGAAUAAUGGUUAUAGGAAUGAUCUUCAGUAUGGUGCUGUGCUGUGCGAUCAAGAACAGCAGAGAAGUUAUAUAGACGGGGGGGUAACACACCCCACAACCUGCCCACAUCCACUCACUAAGCAACAACCAGACCCCUACAUACGCGCACAACCCUUUAUAAUCAAUGUAUCCAUAUGGGUAAAGCAGCCUCACCUCUUAUAGAUCAACUGUAGAGGUGGGGGGGUACCUGCACUGACUGCAUUCAACACAAUACGCUGGAUCGAUUUCCAACCUGCUCCGUGAUUUUACCAGCCCAGAAACAGAUUUAUUAUUCUGUUCUUUUCCAUUCCUUGUGCUUUGCUUUUUGGCACAGCAAUGUGACAUUCCAUGCGGUCAACACGUUUGUGUUCGGCUGCUGGUGCUCUGCAGAGUUUGUCUUACUGCACUGUAGCUAUAACACAAUACGUACGGCCUUCUGUGACACGGGAAUGUUAUGUGGAGGGAGUAUUGCUGUAAAUACUUGACACGCUUUCAGUUGAUUCUAUUUAUCCUGUACAUUCAUUCGCUUUUUUGGGCCUUAACCUUGUCAUUCUUUGUUUUUACUAAGUUUUGAAACUAGCCGACCUUUUGCAGUGUGAACUUCAAUAACGUGCCUCUUUGAACCUUUUAAGUCAUAGACAGACCUCCAGCUACCUAUUAGUGUGUCUUUUUCAUAGGUUUAAUAUGUACAUAACAACUGUUUCUGCUCUCUGCCUCCUCUUUUAAGUAUUUCUACUGUAAAACACGCCUGGAAACUUUUGUAAAUCUAUAAAUUCUUCUGAAAGGUCAGUAGUACCGUGUGUUGUGCUGAACUCUUGAGCAUGUUUAACUUUAACAGUAAGCUAGUUUGCAAUUUGUCUGACUGGAUGUACUUUUUUUGGGUGUGCCAAUUAGAUAUAAAGUAGAAGAUAAUAUAGUUUGUCCCCAUGUUAAUGAUAAUAAAACGUUCUGGGUGCUUGUA